Messenger RNA from Talaromyces atroroseus, 861 nucleotides. RefSeq names its product S-formylglutathione hydrolase. The coding region runs from base 1 to 861 and encodes 286 amino acids. Gene Ontology annotation, biological process: formaldehyde catabolic process. Gene Ontology annotation, cellular component: cytosol. Gene Ontology annotation, molecular function: S-formylglutathione hydrolase activity. NCBI's taxonomy places the organism in Eukaryota, Fungi, Ascomycota, Eurotiomycetes, Eurotiales, Trichocomaceae. The record is from RefSeq and is a predicted model, not a curated record. The transcript is spliced from 4 exons.
AUGUCCGUCACAACCAAAGCCUCCAUCGCAUCCUUCGGUGGCAAGCUAUUGAAGCUGAGCCAUAAUGCGAAAACCACCAAUUGCGAGAUGAAUUUCAAUUUAUAUCUCCCACCACAAGCCAUUGUGGAGAGGAAAAAAGUCCCCUUACUCAUCUAUCUGUCCGGAUUGACCUGCACAGCGGAAAAUUGCUCGGAGAAGGGAUUCUUCCAGCAUGGCGCGAGCAAGAAGGGGAUUGCAGUUUUGUAUCCCGAUACGAGUCCUCGAGGAUUGAAUAUCGAAGGUGAAAACGAUGCGUACGACUUUGGCUCUGGCGCGGGCUUCUACGUCGAUGCGACCAAAGCACCCUACGACAAAGGUUACAAUAUGUACAGCUACAUCACCGUAGAACUACCACAAACUGUCUUCGAGGCAUUUGGAGAAAUCGAUUCAGCUCGUGUCAGUAUCACGGGUCAUAGCAUGGGUGGCCAUGGUGCUCUUACUCUUUUCCUUCGAAACCCUGGCAAAUACAAAUCCGUCAGUGCCUUUGCACCCAUAACAAACCCCAUCAACUGUCCCUGGGGUCAAAAGGCGUUUAAGGGAUACUUUGGAGAAGACAACCAAGAGAAAUGGAAAGAGCAUGAUGCAACAGAGCUAGUCAAGAAGUGGACUGGACCGCUCAAUGUGCUCAUUGAUGUGGGCACCGGAGACAACUUUUACAAACAAGGCCAACUCCUCCCUGAGAACUUCGAAAAGGCUGCCAAAGAAGCUGGAGUCACCGGUGUGAACAUACGGUAUCAGCCGGAUUAUGAUCAUAGUUAUUAUACUAUGGCCACUUUUUCGGACGAUCACGUUGAGCAUGCUGCUAAAUAUCUGUUUGAGUAG